AUGGCACUUGUGCCAGGAAGCGGUGAGGAGAAUGGGCCUUGGACUAGAGAUAGUCCAGGCUCCUCCAAGCAUCUAGAAAGUCCCAGGCUGAUGAACCCUCUCUGGAAGAACAGAGGCGAGAUUAGCAGGGUUGAAGGUUACCAGGAUUUUCAGGUUAGUACUUCCCUACCCUGUGUCCUGCAGCUGGCUCAUCCUCCAAUUUGUCCCAGCCUCCCUGCUAUCUCUAUUCAGGUUGUUUCUCAAAAGUCCCACCUGCCCUCUAUUGUGGUGGAAGCCUCUGAGGUGAAUGAAGAAGAGAGUGGGGAUCUCCAGUGGCCCCAGGAGGAGCUGCUGCUGCUCACAGAUGGUGAGGAAGAGGAGGCUGAGGCCUUCUUCCAGGACGAAAGUGAAGAACCAGGCUGGGCUUGGAGCCCACAGGACCCCAGGUUUCCCUUAAGAACAUUUAAUGUUGGAUUCAGCUGGGGCCAGGAACAGGACGACCAAGAUGCCUCUUGGAUUCCUGAGGACACAGAGUGUGAGGAACCCCCCAACCUCUGUUCUUCUUGGGACCCAGCAAUGGGCUCCAAUGUCUGCCGAAGCCACUUUGUGGAAUAUUCUCAUCUCUUGCCUCCUAAUAGCUUGGAGGGAACUGAAGAAGAAGCUCUUCAAGCGCCGGCGGGUGUUGAAUCGGGAGCGGCGACUGAAGCACCAGGUGGUUGGGGCUGUGAUAGACGCAGGGCUGAUCACAAGGCACCAUCUCAAGAAGCGGGCGUCCAGUGCACGUGCCAACAUUACUCUGUCAGGGAAGAAGCGCAGGAAACUCCUGCAGCAGAUCCGCCUUAUGCAGAAAGAGAAGGCGGCCAUGGAAGUGGAAGCUCCUUCAAAGCCAACCAGGACUAGUGAAGCAGAACCCAAACAGCAAAAGAAGACAAAAGCCCACCAGGACGUAGACAUGAAGGACCUUGAAGAUGAGAGCUAAAGUUCUUACCUCUUCUACCACAAGUUUCUCAGCUGGAGCCAUAAGGACUCCAGAGGUGGUUUCAGAGGACUUUGGAGAAAGCAUUGCCCCUUUUCAGCUCUGCCCAGAUUCCUCUUCCAUAAUGGCUUACUGACCUUCCCUGUAGGAUGUAUUAUGAGGAAAAAGGAUACAGAAGAAAAUUGGGGAGGGGCCUGUCUAGCAGUCAACAUUUGUAAUAAAGCCCUAGAGCUCUGACUGAA
Molecule: messenger RNA, 1197 nt
Organism: Nycticebus coucang (slow loris)
Lineage: Eukaryota; Metazoa; Chordata; Mammalia; Primates; Lorisidae
Gene: LBHD1
Product: LBH domain containing 1
Exons: 5
Coding region: 1-879 (292 amino acids)
Source: RefSeq, a predicted model, not a curated record